AAAUCAUCAGACGUCAGUUGACUACUCGACGUGUUUUCGUUAGGUCUAUUAUUUUGUUACAAUUUCUUGUUUAUGUUUUUUUUAUCGUGAUAAAGUGUUGCAGUGGUUUGACGGUACAGUGAUUUGUUGGAAACGAAUUAUAAUGAAUCGGAUAUGUUUAUGAUAAAUUAUCGAAUUGGAAAGAGAAAGUAAACUUGUUCACCAUGGAUGCGAACUCGAAAUAUUACGAGGGCUGUGGCCAGGAGGGCCCAAUUCGAUGUAUAUUUUUGUGUGAAUUUCACCCAACCGCUGGCCCUAAAAUUACUUGUCAAGUACCGGAAAACUAUAUAUCCAAGGACAUAUUUGAUACUGUUAGUCACUACAUCAUACCGAAAAUUCAACUUCAGAGAUGCACAUUGACUGUAACACUACUGGGCUCUAAAAUCCUUGGUUUCCCAGUACGGAUUGAUAACAAGAAGUAUGCCCGCAAUGCAUUUUAUUUCAACCUAUGUUUUGUGUGUGACGCUUGGGCCCGGACCGUCCAUCUGGAACCACUGGUGAAGAAACUCACAGAGUAUCUUUUGUCAAUGGAGCUGGAGACGGAAUGGUUGUCCAAGCAGUCGACGUCUGGCGACGCGAAGCAGCUCUCGACCCUUAUGAGGCAGGUCAUGCAGGACAUCAACAGUAGGCGUAUGUGCACCCUUACAGUGGGCACAACGACCACGCAUCUGACAGUGGUGCGGGUGAACACAGACCCGACUCCCGUGAAGGACCAUCAGGUGCCUGUGUUCCUGUACAGCAGGCACUCCUUCGUAGCCGACCAAUGGGACCUCACCACCAAUCAGAUCCUGCCGUACAUCGACGGCUUCAACCACGUGUCCAAGAUAGCAUCGCUGACCGAUGUGGAGAUCAGCUUGGUGCGCGCAUGCGUACAGAACCUCGUGUACUAUGGUGUAGUGACCCUGGUGCCCAUCUUCCAAUAUUGUGCAGUGUACAGUGCGACGCCCAAGUUGCGACAACUGACGCGGUGUGCCGGUCUCCAGCGGCAGUGCGUCGAGUUUUGCGCGAGAUCUCCGCGCCAGCAGCCGAAAGUCAACGAUCUAUUCCGAAUGUACGCUGGCAUGACGUACGGUAGCACCGUGAGAGACCUCUGCCGCCGGUUGAAACCUCAGGACCUGGCCAUCAACGAGCGGAAACUGGUGUUGUUUGGUGUACUAGAAGGUCUCAUAAGGAGAGUUUAUAAGUACCCAAUAACAGUGAACAACGAGGACUCGUCGUCAGUACACAGCGAGCACAGCCAAUCCAUGGUGCGCACGUACAACGGACUCGUGUGCCUGGACGAGCUGUGCUGCCAGGGCGGCCUCUCCACCGUCCAACUGGAGGAGCAGUUGGAGCGAGACAGCAACGUCGUGUUCAUAGUCAAGUGAUAGCCCGUCAAAUGGUACAAACAGUGGUGAGCUUGAACUAAAAUAGAAAUCACUUUUUCGCAUGUAACCGAGGCUGUUGACGUUAUAAUCCUACUGUACAGUUCGGACCACGAAAAUGAAUUACAAUUUUCCAUACACAUUAACUACCUGUAAGGAAAAUUGUACAGUCUUCUAAUAUAGCUGUUAAGUUAGGUAAAUAACUGUGCAGACUAUGGGCUGUUUGUCCAUAGACAAUUCUCUCAUUUAUCUCAAAGACAACGAUUCGCUCAUUACGAAGCUACAUUCACACUAUAAUAUCAAUAUCAUAAUAAUUUUGGCGUUUAUCUGUCCACUGUUGGACAUAGGCCUCCCCCAUAGACUGUCAAAAAGAGGACUAUUCUUUGCCAUCUACAUCCACUAACUGUCUGCAAUGCAUUUGAGGUCGUUAUUGCAUCAGUUGUCUGUUCUUCGAGCUUUGUGACCAACUCAUUGUCAAUUCAGCUUGCUUAUCCUUAUGCCCAUCUCAUUCUGGUAAAAUCUUAUCACGUAAGAAACAAGGUAUUCAUACUAUCUGUAAUAAUCAAGUGAAUUUCAUUCCAGUCACGAUCAUCUCAAAGUGUUGCCACUUUUUCUACCGGACCAAAAACGUACCUUGAUUGUUAUUAUAAUAUGAAUCUAGCUUUAAGGUUUACGCAAACAAUGCAGUAUGCUGCAUACUGCAUUGUUGCAACUGGGUUUUUGUACAAAAGCAGUGCAAGGUAUGCACGCAUGAUCCCCUUAGUCAUAAAAACUAAAAUCUUCUACAAUCCUAUUUAAAAUUUUGUUACUCUCUUUAAAAUUAAGAAUUUAGGACAAAAGAAAGAGACAAAUCUAUAGGUUUACGAGAGAUUUAACGUUUUCAUGAAGAAGGUGAUUCUUUUAAUUCCGAUGAGAGACAAUGCUCGAGGAAAUGUUGAAUUAUGCAGUACCCAAAAUGACCGUUUAUGUAUACCUAAAACGUUUUGUUGAGUGAUUUGUGCGUGGUCACGGUUUACACAAAGAUAUUUUGUUAAUAGACAAAUUCUCCAUCGUCUGCGCAGAUCUUUAUCGAGACAAUUCGAACUGUACAAAUGAUUUUUAUAUUUGCAUUAAACCUAAGAGUGUGUGCAGUUAACCUCAAACCUCAAUAUGAUGUACAGGGUGAGUCGCGAUACCGAACUAAUCCAGUGAUUCGUGAAAUUGAAUAAUUUUCACCAAAGGGCAUAGUUGAAGACUCAAAAUAGCUUUUGAAUCGAUCUCUGAAUGUGAUCAAUUUCUGAAUCGAUCGCGUUCGAAAUUUGAAGAUUUUCACUUUGGUCCUUGGGUAAUGUUGUUCAAUUCACGAGUACCGUCGGGUUUCGGUUUAUUACAUACAUUGUGACUAACUCUAAAAACUCAUAUAUUUUAUUAAUUAUGUAUUAUUGUGUAAAAUAUAUAUGCGUUUUGAUAUGAAAAUCAUGUUUAAAACAACGAAUUAACUCUAAAACUUUUUAAGGUUACUAUACACUUUAAAACGUAUAAAAAAACGUAAUUUUCUAUUUAGAAUAAACAUGGGCACAUCACUGCGAUACGAGGGCCAGUCCUUUAAGAUUAAGAUAUAAUAAUUAGUCAUAAAUAAACAGUCAAAAUAUGUUUAUAGGAGGGCAAUUCCAAAUCAUUAGCGCAUAUCCGAUUCUAUUGGUCCCUAAGAGUCCGGAUGGUCUAUGACCACCCCAAAGUUUUCCGGUGUCCACACCAUAAUGCGAGAGAAGCUUUCAGUUAUGCGCGGACAUGUCUUAAAGUACAUAGAUGUGCAUCUUCUUUAAGGGGGAAAGCCUCCACUGGAAAGUUUUAAUUUAUAGGUUCAUUCUUGUAAGACACGUUUCGAUAAACAAAAGACAAUUAAACCUUAUUUCAAUAAUCUUAAAACUCUAUUUUGAAUACGAGCAAUUGUAAAGGUUUAAGACAGUUAAACCUUAUUUCAAUGAUCUUAAGACUCUAUUUUGAAUGCAAUCUAUAUCUGCUCUCCUCCUGGGCCGGUUUUUAUAAACGGAUAGUAAGUGGUAAUGAUUUUGAAAUUACCUUCUGAUGAUCUAGACCUGCAAUAUAUUAUACUUUGUUAAUAUAUUAGAGAUCUCAAUUAGGCGCACAUAAUAUAUUGCAGUUGGCUAGUUUUUUUUUUUUUUUUAUUAUAUACAGGUGAUUUUUGUAAAUGUUUAUACCGGUUUUACUAACGUUUUAUAUUCGACGAUGCUCGACUAGUUUCGAACUGAAUGGGAGACCUGACUCCUAUUGAGUUUAACUUUUUAAAAGAUAAUUAUUUGGUCUAAUAAUAAAUGCAUCUAAUAAUUGCUGUAUUAAACAAAAAAGUGAAAAUUAAUAUUCUUGAUAAAGGAAUUCGUUGCGCUUACUGCAAUGGUACCAUUUUGUCUGUGUAAAAAAAUCACCCUGUAUAAAUAAUAAAUGUAACAAUCUAUUAUAUUAUUUUUCUAAAUCCGCUAUUAAUAAUGAAUAUAUUAUAAUAAUUGAUAAUUAUUUAGUCGUUAGUUUAAGUUUAUUUUAAGUAUCGACGGUUAAGAAAUAUUAGAAUAGUCAAACGUACCAAAUUUCUAUAAUUAUAAUGGAUGGCCGCGUCUGAGGCGUCAUUUCUCUAUAUCUAUGUCUUAAAUAGAAAUUUGAGUUUAAUUUCACAGAUUUUUUUAAAAAUAUAAUAAAAUAUAUAAUAAAUUUAAUUUAAUGUAAUAACUACCCAUUUGACUUACGUGUAAUUAGAUCGAGAAAGUUCAACUAGUUUCGGGAUCAAUCCGUGACCCUUAAUCAUGAACGGCAGUAAUGUGAGCGCGAGGCUGACUGCGCGCCUCUCUCCGCUCGAACGCAAAUUAAACUGGUAGUUAUUGCAUUAAAAUAUAACGUGUGCAUACAAAACUUAAUAAUAAAAAUAGAAAUUUAGUUUAUGGUUACCCAUAAAACACUAAUUACGCGACAUUAUCAAAUUAAAAUAUUAGAAUAACAAAAAAGUUUAAAGAAAGAUCGCCUUAGAAUCGAGCUCAAUGUCUAAACACCUAAAUUAAUGUUAUACAAAGUGUAACAUACAUGUUUUUAAUUAAAUAACUGAUUAAUUUGUAUAAUCUAUUGAUGGUGUUGAGUUUUAUCAGUAAGGAACUAGUAACUUUGCAUACACGACGCGUCCAAUGCGCAGCGUAUCUGAUAUUUUAUAAAUACAAAUAUGUUAAUUCAGUAGCAUAAGAAUGAAUAUCGUGGUAGACCGGACAUUCGUGGAUUUUAUAACAAUACCUGUUGAAUAAAAAGAAAGGCAAAGGACAAACCUGGUUCACUUAGUCCCCGCGUGUAGGUCUUUUGUGUUCUCGUUCUCACUUAAAAUUAUCCAACACUUUUGUUGAUUUGCAUACGGCAGUGAUUCUCGACCACUGUGCCGCGGCACUUUUGUGUGCCGCCAAAUUUUAAAAGUGUGCCGCCAAAUUUUUCAAAUUUUUAAAAUUUUGUCAUAAAUUAUUUACGCAGUGUGUUGUAGUAAGUAAAUAAUUUUUAUCUUUCUCUUUGUGUGCCGCCAAAUUUUGAAAUCGUUAAAUAUGUGCCGCAACAAAAAAAAGGUUGAGAAUCACUGGCGUAAGGUAUCACUGCAUAUUGCGCGGAGAUCGCGGCUGAUUGAAUAAUUCGCAACUGGCGGAGAAUUUGCGUGAUCUUGGCGGAACUUGAUCAGCUCGACACGCAGUUGGAUUAUAGACUCAUUUUGUCCAUCUACCCCCCAAUGUGAUCCCAGAUUUGAUAGGAAAUAUGGAUAAGUAAGGAAGGUAGAAGGAUAUUGCGUUCGGAAAUGUUUAAUGCAUAUACAAAUGAUGAGAUUAUAUUUACCAAUAACUCUAUUGGCGCCUGGAACGGAUGUUGUGUGAUCGCUUUUAUAUAUUUUUUUUUGAUGGGUGAAAAUGGUAUGGUAACCUCGCCUGCGCUAACGGGAUACGCUGGCGGAGCACCAGUGAAGGGUGAUAGAUGAGAAUGAAAACAGGCCAGCUAGCCCAUCAUGAUGAAUUCAUCAGGAAUUAACAAUGAUAGUUUCCAGGGAGAACCGCGAAGAGGACCUGGUUGGGUAUAUUGCUAGCAAUAGGAUUUUCAGUCUCCAUUACUAAUAAUACCUUUCCCUCAGCGCUUUUAUAUUUGGUGUUGGAUUGUUUUAUGCCGUUUUGAAUGGCAAAAGAGUUCACAAUUCACCAUAGGCGUAUGGGAGUGGGAGGUUAAGUAGGGUAGCAUUAUAUACAUUUAGCGUCUCGAUAUAACAGGAGAGCAUAAUGUGACCCUUUUAAUUUUCCGCGACGACGCCGCGUGCGUGCGCGGCAUAUGUUACCUACAUACAUAUUAGUGGACGUGCUCGGAAUUUGAAAGCUUGGGGUCUACUAUGAUAUGAAAUUCCGAAUUUUCGGACUCAAAUUUGUGUUUUCAUUCAUACCGAAAUCAGCCAAAUCAGUAACCGAAUUUACUGGGUACAGAGGAAUAACACCCGAGUCUUCAGGAAUGGUAACGCAAGGGGGGUAUCAUGGGCGAAACAGUAUACUCUGUUAUGUCCAUGGUACUGGUCAUGUCUAUAGGCGACCAUUAUCACUUUCCAUCAGAUGGACCGUCAGCUUGUUUGCCAUUCUAAGUUGUAUAAAAAAAAACCCGGAAUCAGUAAUUGUAAUUAAACGUUUUGUUCUUCAUAAAUCAUACCAUAAAAGUCUGAAGCAACGAUUUUAGAACACUUUUAAACGGUAUGUAUUAUAUAAUUUUAACAUCUUAUUUUUGUUUCGCUCGGCCUCGAAAUUUCGGAAGACUUUUCAUAGUAGGUCCUCUUCUUCGUACAAUUGCUUAUAUUUAUUGCUCUCCCUAGUAUAUCAUUGGUAGGUCAACCAGAUUAAUAACAGAUACUGAGUUAAUAUAAACGUGGUUUUUUAGAGACAACAGAGCUGAUUUCAAAAUUCCCGUAAAAUGUUUGAAAGAUAAUAGUGUAGUUCGAAAAUGCGCAUUGGACGUUCGUUAUGACUAGUUCCUUACGUUGAUUUUAUAUUAUGACGUAAUAAAUUAGUGUCAUAUAUACAUAUAUUAUUUGUUAAUUAUAUAUAUAUGUAAGAACUCGCCAACGAGUGAGUACUGGAUAAUUAUAUAUAUAAAGAAUUCAAUUCUUUGUUAGAACAUAAAAGUUAUUUUUCAUCGAACAUAGGAUACUCAUUAAGUUGUAUAGUUCGUAAUACGUUCAGAAAUAUCAAGGUCUUUGUGGGGUAUGUAUAAAUAUAGCAUUUCUGGAUAAAAGUACUCUAACUAUAGGAAGACGAAUCCGCUUUCAGAUCAGGAAUACAAAAAUUUAUGAAGGUUUAAAAAUUAAUCAUUAGUUAUGUUUUAACCAAGUUAUCCUAAUAUUAAGGUAAUGUAUAACAAAUGCCUAUCUAAUAGGUAAUAAUACAAUAUCCUUUUCUUUUUGUCUGUGCGUAAAUAAAAUUUCGGUUCGAUUUUCGAUUGGGUAAAUUUAAAAAUAUAACUUUUCUAAAUUCACUCGUCGUAUUUUAAUGCUAGUGUAUAACAAGAUGGCGCAUAUUGUAAUUUGCAAUUGGCAACAUCAGUUACUUGUCAAAUUUCAAAGAUAAUAAAACUAUUUUUAUAUUUCAAAUAGUGUUAUAACCGAGCGCUUAUCUACAGUUGACUUUGACAAUUGACACAAAUGAAAGCGAAAUACUAAUUUUCUCCACUUGUACCUACAAUGAUACUAUUUAUGUGUCUAUCUAUAUAAUUUAUAAUGCCAUUUAAACACUACCUUAUAUAAAUUAAUAUAAUUGUUAAUUUUAAAAUGUUGCCACAUUGUAUCUUUUGCGUUGUCAUAGAGUACCUAUAUCUACAGUGUAAUACAUGUUAGGAAGCUAGAAUUUAUUACAAUGUCACUAUUUUAUACGUGUUUGUCAAAUUUUAUAAGAAAUAUACCUACCAUAAUGUAAGAGCUUCCCCACAGUUUAUUGUUAAUAAAUAAAAACUGCUCAAAGCGAUUUUUUACAUAAUUCUUGUAUUUUUAAUAGAAAUGUCGAUGGCUAAAAUCAUAUAAGUGCGAGAGAGUGCGCAAUAUGACCUGUUCUACUCACACAUUGUUCUAAUCACGCAUGGGGGUAUCAUGAGCGAAACAGUAUACUCUGUUAUGUCCAUGGUACUGCUCAUGUCUAUAGGCGGCGGUUACCACUUUCCAUCAGGUGGACCGUCAGCUUGUUUGCCAUUCUAAGUUGUAUAAAAAAAAAACACAUUAUUAUUCCGACUCUAGUAAUGAAUUGUGACUAUAAUUAUCCAAACUUUCAGUUCAUUAGAGAGGCUAAUUUGAGGUUCAAGUAGGAACACUGAAGAAAGAGAUAGCUUUACAGCAUUUGUUUGAAAUAGAACGGUGAGAAGUUAAGUACAUUUGGCACCAAAAAAAGAUAAUUUUGUAUUUAGGGGCUGAUUGUGAAGUAGCCAUCGGUAUGUUGACGAACUUAAAGGUGCUAUAUAAGUUUUAACUUUGUGUAGAAUGAUUUAUAUUUAUGGAAGCCACAGUAGUCUCCCACAAUAUGGAUAUAUCUUUUUUGUGACUUGAUUGGGUGAACGUGGGAAGACGAAAUGUACCUAAUAUAAGUCUAUUAUUUAUGUGUAUGUGUGUACAGUGUGAAAUAGAAAUCACUACCAUGCUUUAAAAAAAAAUAACAUAAUAUUUUUUUUCCCAAGAAAAAAGAAGGGAUUAAGAAUGGAAAAAAAUAGAGAUUACAUACUAACUAUGCUGUGUUAAUAUUUUUUUUUUUAUUUUCCAUUUAUACUUUGUUUUAGAAAAUUGUUCAAUUUCACUGUUAUAACAAUCCCAUAAAAGUAUGCCAAUGAUUUCGAGAUUUCGUUCUGUAUGAUAUUCUUAUUAAUUUUAAAUCGUAUUACUGUUCAUUUAAAUAUUGUAUAUUUGUUAAUUGUUCCAUUUCAGUCAAAAAUACUCGAUAAUUCCAAUCCUUCCAUCGACAAUAUUCUCAAUGGUUGAUCGAAGUAUCUAGUGUUUACUUUUUUUUUCAUUUUAUUUUUAAAUAUGUAGUCGUUUAUAAUGUAUAUCUUUUUAUAUGCAUAACAGUAAUUUGGAAUCGAUAUCUUGAUUUGAGGUAGUUGUUUGGGACGAAUUUUUUUUUUAUACUGACAUGGAAUAAUUGCCACUUUACUAAGAUCUAGUCUGUUGUUACUUUAUCGACGUUUUGUAUUGUUUAAUUUGUUAUAUCUCUAUAAUUAUGAUUGUUUGUAUUGACUAGUCAGUAAAAACCUUGUUUUGCUUACCAUUAUAUAGCUGUAAUAUUAUAAAUUUAAGUUAAUUAUGCGAAAGAAAUAUACGCUGCCCUUUAGAAAGCAAGCGCAUUUAUUUGUAGAUACGUGUACGCUACCGCAGCUAUGAUGGAAUGUGACGUCAAACGUCGCCGUUUUGUUCCAUCUCAUCCUUACGGUAGGUUAAUUGUAUCUGCAUAUAGAUUUGUACGCCACUUAUCUAGAAUGUAGUACAUAUAUUAAUUACCGAAAAGAUUGUAUGGAAAUCUAAGUUUCCAAAACUAUCCGCUAGAGAUGCAGCUAUGUAUACAGUUAUCGACGUAAAUAAAUGUGAAGGCGAUUGUAACGUAACUCUUUGUAGAACUCGCACUAUAACUACCUUAGACAAAGUAACAUUUCAUUUGGCGAUUUAACUCUUAAAUUGUAUGAGGUAAUAUUCCCAUACAAUUGGAUUUAUUAUUUACGAUAUUUUUACUUUGUCUAAGGGAUUAGCGGUUAAAAUAAUAGUAUUUGCUUUGUAUAACCUAAGGGUGGGUAAUAUAUAACAAAAACUUAGCGAUGCGCGAAUUUAAAUGAUUUUGUUAUUAGAAUAAUUAGUAAUUACUAGUUUUAUAAUUUGACUACUAAAUUAGUAAUAUAGUAAUAUCUAUAUUCGAAUUAUUUUACUAAUUAAUAACUAAUUACAACAAAGUCCUUUCUCUGAAUCUGUUUACUACUAGAAUACGAUGACAAAAAAACUUGCCAUAGAGUACUGAAAUAUCAUUUUUUUAAUACGUGAUGUAGUUCUUUCGCAAUUUCAUAUAAAAACUGUACUUACUUAUCGAUUCGGCUAUGUUCGUGUCGACUCGGCUAUGUUCGUGUCGACUCGUCCAUUAACGACUACUAAUUAAUGACAUAAGUAGUCGAAUUAGUAGUCGCGCAUCGCUACAAUAUUUAUAUAUUAGCCAAAUAACGGAUAUAUUAAAUAUCGCUUUAAAAAUUCAAUCGUAUUGAAUAUAUCAGCCUGGUAUCGGCGAUAUCGAAAUAAUGAAUUCUUUUCCGGCCUCGAUAUCCAAAGGAAUGUAUUAUAUAUAGACAAUAUAUGUAUCAAUGUAUAGAUAUCAAAUCGAUACAGAUAUUACAAAUGCCUAGACUAUAACCCAUGGAAUUUAAUAGUUCAUUCACGUUAAAGGAGUAAUAUUAAUGGGCUAGUACAUUUACAUUGGCAAGUUAUACAAAGCGAAUCCUAUUAUGAUUCGUGUACAAAGGGUUUUUAGGUCUCGAAAUGAAAAAAAAAACCGUUUUUAUCACUAAUCAUGCCGACGAACCACUCAAUUUGUAAAGUGGUGACUGAAUUGUUGAUUUAAUAACAUAAUUAUUAUUUUUUGAGAGAUUAUCUACGAAAUGUGUUGUUCUAGUUUAUUGAAUAAAAAUAUUUUUUAUUGAGAUAAUUUUAAAAUUAACAUGAAUAAGUUUUUGAUUUUUUUUUUUUUGUAUCCAUAAUGUCAUUUUGUUUUUGUGUUAACGAGGAAAAACUCAAUAAAACUAUUUUUGAUAAU
Molecule: messenger RNA, 10210 nt
Organism: Galleria mellonella (greater wax moth)
Lineage: Eukaryota; Metazoa; Arthropoda; Insecta; Lepidoptera; Pyralidae
Product: GATOR complex protein NPRL2-like
Exons: 8
Coding region: 204-1406 (400 amino acids)
Biological process (GO): cellular response to amino acid starvation; positive regulation of autophagy; negative regulation of TORC1 signaling
Cellular component (GO): GATOR1 complex; vacuolar membrane
Molecular function (GO): GTPase activator activity
Source: RefSeq, a predicted model, not a curated record